This is a messenger RNA of Amblyraja radiata (thorny skate), 8701 nucleotides long. RefSeq names its product GTPase activating protein and VPS9 domains 1 (gene gapvd1). Gene Ontology annotation, molecular function: guanyl-nucleotide exchange factor activity; GTPase activator activity; calmodulin binding. Bases 233 to 4753 code for a protein of 1506 amino acids. Lineage: Eukaryota; Metazoa; Chordata; Chondrichthyes; Rajiformes; Rajidae. Gene Ontology annotation, cellular component: cell cortex; cytosol; endocytic vesicle. The record is from RefSeq and is a predicted model, not a curated record. The transcript has 28 exons. Gene Ontology annotation, biological process: mitotic actomyosin contractile ring assembly actin filament organization; regulation of GTPase activity; vesicle-mediated transport.
CAGCCGCAGACGGGAGGUGGGAGUGGAGAGAGGGAGAGACAGAGAGAGGACGCGAGCGGCAGCCAGAGUGAGAGUGAGAGCGAGAGGGAGAGGGGAUCCUCCUGGCCGUGCUCGAUCAUAUUGCAAAGAUUAAAAUAUUGAACAUUUGGUCCAAUUGUUUACUGUACAGCUCUGCACGUGGCCAGCUGCUAAAGGUUGCUGAGAAUUGGUAUAUUCCCCGUGCCAUUUGAAGAUGGUGAAGCCUGAUCUUCACACUCUGGCCCAUCAUCUCAAGCAAGAGCGUCUUUACGUGAACUCUGAAAAGCAAUUGCUUCAGCGGCUAAAUGCAGAUGUGCUCAAAACUGCAGAAAAACUGUACUGUUCAGCAUGGAUUGCAAAGCAGCAGCGAAUUAACUUGGAUCGUCUAAUACUAACAAGUGUUGAAGCAUCACCAGCAGAAUGCUGCAAACAUGCCAAGGUGUUGGAGGAUACACAGUUCGUGGACGGUUACAAACAGCUGGGAUUCCAAGAGACGCUGUACGGUGAAUUUUUAUGUCGACUUCGAGAGAACCCAAGGCUCGUCGCCUCUUGUCUAGUUGCUGGGGAGAAGCUUAAUCAUGAGAGCACGCACAGCGUCAUCCUUACAGUGUUUACUGCCCUUUACGGUAACUGCAUAAUGCAAGAAGAUGAGAGUUACCUUCUGCAAGUAUUGCGUUACCUGAUUGAAUUUGAACUGAAGGAAAGUGACAAUCCUCGGCGGUUGCUCCGAAAAGGUGCUUGUACUUUCAGCAUUCUGUUCAAACUUUUUUCGGAGGGGCUGUACUCUGCAAAGCUUUUCCUCACAGCAACUUUACAUGAACCAAUAAUGUUGCUCCUUGUUGAAGAUGAGGAUCACUUGGAAACUGAUCCAAAUAAGCUCAUUGAAAGGUUUACUCCAGUACAACAGGAGAAGCUCUUUGGGGAAAAGGGAACAGAGCAGUUCAGGCGGAAGGUUCAAGAGAUGGUAGAGAGCAAUGAAGCAAAGCUAGUGGCUCUGGUGAACAAAUUUAUUGGAUAUCUCAAACAGAAUACUUACUGUUUUCCACAUAGCUUGCGCUGGAUUGUAUCACAAAUGUACAAAACCUUGUCUUGCAUGGAAGGGCUGGAUAUUGGGGAGGUGAAGGCCAUGUGCACUGACCUAUUGCUUGCCUACUUCAUUUGCCCUGCAAUUGUGAAUCCAGAACAGUAUGGGAUAAUUUCUGAUGCUCCAAUUAAUGAAGUGGCAAGAUUUAAUUUGAUGCAGGUGGGCCAACUCUUACAGCAGUUAGCAAUGACUGGAAGUGAGGACGCAGAUCCACGACUCAAGAACAGUCUUUGCAAAUUUGAUAAAAGUUGUGUUGCAGCUUUUUUGGAUGUCAUAAUUGGAGGACGUACAGUGGAAAUUCCUCCCAUGUCCUCAGUGAAUUUGCUGGAAGGGCUCAGCAGAACUGUGGUCUACAUGACACACAAUCAGCUUUUAAACUUGAUUACCUUUGCACGACAUGUAAUGCCGGGGGAGUUGCUAAGGGAAGAGGACAGAAUGGCUCUGGAGAACCUUAUCAUUAACGUUCCACAUCACAGAACAGGGAAGAGCAAUAGUCUGGAGUUGACUCCCUCCAGCACACCCCAGUUGUCUCCUGCAACUACUCCAGCCAAUAAAAAAAAUCGACUGCAAAUAGGACAACAAUUAGCAUCCAUUACCGCCUGGGAUACUUCGACUACAAAUCUGACUGCUCACAUUCCUCUUGUAGCUCCAUUUGCUGGAAGAAAUAGAACCCGGACAAAUGAAGCAAAAGAACACUUGGAACACGAAAAUACAAUACAAGAGGCCUUGCAGGAAGUGCAGCCUGAAGAAGUGUUGGUCAUUUCACUGGGUACUUCUUCUCAGAUGACGCCAGGGAUGAUGUCUGAAAAUGAGGUGUUGAGCAUGCAGCUUGCUGAGAGUGGCCAGGGUGAAGUGCCUGUAGAGGAUGGAAAACUACACGGCAAACCAGAUAAAACCCUGCGCUUUUCUCUGUGCAGCGAUAAUAUGGAGGGAAUAUCAGAAGGUGAAGCUUUUCCUAUGGGACCUUCAAACCGUUCAAACUCGGUGUCCUCAUUGGACCUGGAAGGAGAAUCGGUCUCUGAACUUGGAGCAGGACCCUCUGGGAGUAACGGUGUUGAAGCUUUGCAGCUGCUGGAACAUGAACAAGCCACAACACAAGACAAUCUGGAUGACAAACUGCGUAAAUUUGAAAUCCGUGAUAUGAUGGGGCUGACAGAUGAUAGGGACAUUUCGGAAACUGUAAGUGAGACUUGGAGCACAGAUGUCCUGGGAAGUGAUUUUGAUCCAAACAUAGAUGAAGAUAGACUGCAAGAUAUUGCAGGUGCAGCGGCAGAGAAUAUGCUGGGUAGUUUGCUAGGAUUACCAGGUUCAAGUUCAGUGCUACUUGAUCCUUGCACAGGGUCAACGAUCUCUGAAACAACGAGCGAGGCCUGGAGCGUGGAAGUGCUGCCAAGCGACUCGGAAGCCACAGACCUGAAGCAGGAGGAACGACUGCAAGAGCUGGAAAGUUGUUCUGGGAUUGGUAGCACAUCCGAUGAUACAGAUGUGAGAGAAGUGAACUCAAGGCCCAGUACUCCUGGACUCAGUGUUGUAUCAGGCUUUUUACACUAUUUAACAGGCAUCAGUGUUACAUCAGAAGACAUACCCAAUAAAGUUGAGGACAUACGAUCAGAAUGCAGCUCUGAUUUUGGAGGAAAAGAUUCUGUAACAAGCCCUGACGUGGAGGAAAUUGUGCAAGGUGGACAUCAGUUGACUUCUUCACUUUCCCAGACAGAUGCAUUGCUUGCAAUGUUUGAUCCGCUGUCUUCAGAUGCUUCAAGCAUACCAUCAAUAGUCAGGCCUAAAGUGCACUAUGCAAGACCGUCACACCCACCACCGGACCCUCCAAUACUAGAAGGUGCCAUAGGGGGCAGUGACGCCAGAUUGCCACCGUUUGGGUCACACAUAUGUUGCCAAACUGAAGCGGAGCUGCUUAAACAGCGACAUUCCUUUCCAGAAAGACUUGUCCGCAGCAGAAGCUCUGAUGUUGUUUUGGCAUCUCGAAGACCAAUGAGUGAUCCUGGAUGGAAUAUUCCAGGUAGCAGGAGGGCAGUGAAUGAAGAAAUAUUUGCAUCGGGAGCAGUGACUGGGAUCGGUGGGCCAACGUCGUCCCCAAGCAAAGACUCCCUGGGAGAGGAUAGAAAAGACAGCGAUGAUGAGAAAUCAGAUCGUAGCAAAUCCUGGUGGAAGAAGCGAUUUGUAUCUGCUAUUCCGAAAGCUCCCAUUUCCUUCAGGAAGAAAGAUAAACAAGAAAAAGACAGAGAAGAUGGUGCACAGGAAAGGUUUCAGGCCAUGCAAGGUUGGCUGAUCCUACCUUACAUAAAGAAUGAUGAGCCAAUUCCCAGGUUGAAUGCACAAGCCCAGGCUGCUGAGGAUAUUCUGGAUAAAUACAGAAGUGCUAUUAAACGAUCCAGUCCCAGUGAAGCAGUUGCAAAUGAUGAGGUUACAGAGGUCAUCGGAGAUGAGAGUAUGCACGAUUCGCCACGUGAUGAAACUCUUCAGAACCUUUCAGCGGAUGAUCUGCCAGACUCCGCCAGUCAGUCGGCCCAGACUCAAGACUCCACAUUCUCCUUCAGGGAUGCAAAGAAGAAAUUGCGAAUGGCACUAUGUUCAGCUGACUCGAUUGCCUUCCCUUUGGUGAGCCAUUCAGCAACAAGAAAUGGGCCCCCUGGAGGACCGGACCAAGGGGAAUCUGAAGACAAUGAGAUUGUGUGCUUUCUCAAAGUUCAGCUGGCCGAAGCCAUCAAUUUGCAGGAUAAGCAUUUGAUGGCACAGAUUCAGGAAACCAUGCGCUGCGUUGGCAGAUUUGACAACAGGACCUGUCGCAAGCUACUCUCUGCAAUUGCUGACGACUACAGGAAACGAGCUCCAUAUAUUGCUUAUUUGACACGAUGUCGUCAGGGACUCCAGACGACACAAGCCCACCUUGAAAGGCUCUUGCAAAGGGUGCUGAGAGAUAAAGAAGUUGCCAACAGAUAUUUCACAACGGUCUGUGUGAGGCUAUUGCUUGAAAGUCGAGAGAAGCAUAUCCUGGAAUUUAUUAAAGACUUUCAGAAUCUCACUGCAGCAGAUGACAAAACAGCUUUAGUAGAAGAAUUCUUGCAGUCAUUGUAUGGAGCUAUGGCACAAGACGUUAUCUGGCAGAACGCCAGCGAGGAACAGCUCCAGGAUGCACAGAUGGCAAUUGAACGCAGUGUCAUGAACCGCAUUUUCAAACUGGCUUUCUACCCCAAUCAGGACGGUGAUAUUUUACGCGACCAACUCUUCUAUGAGCAUAUUCAGCGUCUCUGCAAAGUUGUCAGUGCAUAUCACCGGGCACUUCAAAUCCCAGAGGUAUACUUGAAGGAAGCUCCAUGGCCAUCUGCACAGUCUGAGGUUCGAACAAUCAAUGCAUACAAGACCCCAAGAGAUAAGGUUCAGUGCAUCCUCCGAAUGUGCUCCACCAUAAUGAAUCUGUUAAGCCUGGCCAAUGAGGAUUCAGUCCCUGGGGCCGAUGACUUUGUUCCUGUUCUUGUGUUUGUCCUCAUCAAGGCUAACCCACCCUGCCUGCUGUCCACUGUUCAGUACAUCAAUAAUUUCUAUGCCAGCCGGCUCGGUGGAGAGGAAUCCUAUUGGUGGAUGCAGUUCACAGCAGCAGUUGAAUUCAUUAAAACCAUUGAUGAUCGCAAGUGAUGCAGAACACCACCUGCAUAACAGACUGCGAGGAAAAGUGAAGAGAUUUACACCAACUGUUUGUGGGAGGGAGCUGAGGAUUGAAUCUUCUCUUGUAUAAUACAUGUACAUAGCGUGGAGACGUUUAAAUGAAAAACAAAACACAACUAGAUUCACUGGAUCUUUACCAAAAUUAACAAUCAAAUUUACUAACAGGUCUUUAUAUUACUGUCAGCAAUGCGAAAAGGGACCACACUUUUUCAGGUAUUUCAGAAUUUGAAACUGCACUGUAAGCAAAUGACACCUCCCCCUCUCUGUUAUUCUGGUCUGUGUGAAUUCUGAAACUGGGGCCUUAAACAAGUGUUGUUUUGAUUUCAUUUCACUCACCACGCCCAUCCCCACUCCUCAAUACUGACGAAAGAAUCUGCAGCUCAUGGCGUCAUGUCUUUUUCAUGAGGCAGUGAUUCUUUUUCUUGAGCAUCCCGUUCAAAGCAGGGGGUGGAAACUUGCAUUUGACCAAACAAAUCAUGGUUUCCCUGAAAGUAGAUUGUUGCAGGUGUGCAGCAUGCCUGAACCAGAGGCAAAGAAUCAACAGGUCAAUCAGUUUCUCUGAAGAAGUCACCUUUUUGUGUUGCCUCAUGUUUUUCAGCCUUCCAAUAAAUUAUUUCCAAAGUCUGGGCUUUUCUUUAAGAAAGCUGAUAUACCUGACAUUGUAACCUUAUUGGCAUCUGUUUUACGUGUUAACAUUUAACAAACCUGUUAGUAAGGCAGAAUGGGACUCUGCUAUUUUGUUGCUGGGGUCUUUAGAAACUUAAUUCGUAUAAUGAUGCUUUUUUGGAGGAAAUUUUACAAGGUUUUGCUUGGCUUGAGGAAGAGCAAAAUCGUAAGUGCUGGCUCUCAGUAUUUCCAGUUCUUAAUCUAGUUUCUUUAUUACGUGGCAAAUCAUCGAUCCAGGAAAAAAACUGAAUCUGAGACUCUGGUUUCUGAAUAAGAGAUCCAGUUUUAGUCAGGGAAUGCAGAGGUGACUCUCCCACAAUCCAAACUCAGCAAGAUAUGUAGUAAAAGCAGCAAUGAAAAUGUUGAACUCUCGCCUGCAAUUGAAUUUCAACCUUGACUGCUAUUUGAACUCCCUUAUUCUCAUGAAGGUUUUUUUUUUCUCUCUGUGUAAUCGACUGGGGUGUGAAGACCAUUCAUGCCUCUCAGAAGCACAUCUCUUCAUCUCCUGGAGCACACGAGGAAAUUUGCAACCAUGACUGCCAUGGCUGAGAGAGAUGAAAAUUUGAGUGGAAGACCAGCAAAAAUCACUUCAAUCCCUCACAGCAGCUGAGACUUCCAGUUGACAGCAGUGCCUUUGUCGACAGUCAGAGUUAACAUUUAACGGCCAACAUGAAUGGACAGCCAUAGAUGACUUGCGCUUACUGCACCUUUACAAAGCCGUUUUUAAUAAAUAGAGUCGGAGGCAUUGGGACUUGGCUUGUCCAGAACAAUUUACAGAUCAAACUUUAAAACUGCAGUGAGUCAGAUGUGGAUUGUUGGGAUAUAUAAAUGGCAAGAUAUGAUACGAAUUUAAAUUAUUGCAUUUUAGGUUACAUUAUAAAUGGCUCACAAGGUAGGAUUAAAUAAUGGCAGCUCCAAUAAGUUAAGUCUGAUUUGUUUUUUUUCUUUAUUAUAUAUAAAAAGGGAUCAUUACUCGAUGGGUGGAUAAAUAGUUAUAUUCAUGUAAAUUUCAUCUGAUUUUGCAUAUUUUUAGAAAAUAAACGAGAGAAGAUGGUCUCCAUUGUGGUGAUCCAAAACCCAGUCUAACAUAUCAGAUCCAUGGGCCAGCAAAGGCCACCUUGGAUUGCUUAUACGAGUCUGUCCACGGGCAGCAUUGUAUGGCAUCCUCCCCAAUCUUAGUUACUGGUCCUCACCUGAGACUUGUUCCGAGCAUUUCUCUAAUGAUAGUGUUGCAGUUUGGAUCAAGGACAUGGAAUGGUGAAUACCAUAGGGGGGGGGUCGCUUGUUGGAUACUUUAUCUGAGCGUCAGAUUUAUGCACCUCAAUAUAUCCCCUCUGGAGGAAAGACCUAAAGAGCAAGUACUCCCGUCCAAACCUUGCAAUUGACCAUUUCUUAGACAGCAAACGUUAAGACUCUACAAUCUUUCAUUAUUAAUUAUCUAAAUUGCAAAAUCCGGAACAUGGUCUAACUAUGUAUAUUUGAUGUGAGACAAGAUAUUUUAGUGUCAAGCUAGAUAACAAGAUCUUACUCGGUUAUAUUUCAAACACCACCCUGAUUGUCGUCCUGAAGAAAUGGAACACUUGACAUCAACCCAACCUGGAUCCAUGGAACAAAACCUUCGCCAGCUUUUAAUCUGUGCAAUUAAAAGAACGUCCUGGAAUGAAUCUUGAUGUGCUGCAUCUGCACACUUUAGUUUGCCAGUUGUCACGUGGUGGAAGAUUCGAUGGUGAAUACAAUCAACUGAUAAAGCCAUACACUGGGGUGAUUUAAAAAAACAAAAAAACAAAGUCUAUUCACCUGAUUACAACAAUGAGUUAUUCAUUUUAUCUGCACAUUAUAAGAAUUUUUCAGCCAACCCUACUGAGAGUAGGUGAUCACUGUUCAUGUUGAGUUGAAAUGACUUACCAAAAGCAACUUUUAUUUUAACUUUAUUUUUAUUUGGUGUAAUUAAGUUUGAGUGUUAAGUGUCUAGUUAACGCUAAUGGAAGGUUACAUGAUCAAAUGGCAUUUUUGAAUACAUCUAAUCUUGGGUUACACAUUUGGGAACCUGAAUUACUUACACUGGUGCAGAUCUCGGCCUGAUAGUGUUAGAAAACUGGAGAAAGUAAUUUAUGUAUACAUCUGGCCGCAGAGUAUUAAUGCAUUUGGUAUUGUACGCAGCUAUGAAGUGUCUGAAUUGAUAACUUGAGCAGAAUUGCUCACAGUACCUAAUCUGGCACAAAACCGUUUUACAGAUGAGCUAAUUGGAGAAAAUCGGACACAGAGUGGAAUUGUUUGAAAAAAAAUUCAAAACUUAGCUCUUUUUGGUUUAGUGAAUGUUAUGUUUCCCUGGCGUUGCGGAUGAUAGUUUGGGCAUCAUUGGGGUUUACUGAGGAUAGUACACAGAUUAUGAAUUAUCAUGCUGGGUUCCUAAUGGCAUUGAGAGAAGGUGCAGCUGAAGGGUGCUUGCUUCUGCUAAAGACUAAUUGGCUGAAACAACAAUCUUUGGGUUUUGCAGUUGCACUUUGAAAUUUUAAGACAUUGAUAUGUUUUUUUUUAAUGUUUUCCUUACCAUAAAGAAACUUUGAUUUAGGAAAGAAAUCUGAAUAUAAGCAAUGGUGUUUAGGGAUUGGGACUUAUUUAUUUUACAAUUAGACUUUGUGAAAACUGAAUUGUCAACUAUUUAUUUUUAACAGGCUUUCGCUGCAGGUUCAUUCUAAGUUGCUUUUGUGUUUUAAAUUUUGAAGUACUAUCUUAAACAUUUGAAGCCUUGCCCCAUUACUUUGCUUAGACAACUUGUAUAUGAGUCAUUGAUUGUAUCCUAAGAGAUUUUGGAAUGUAUGGAAGCUACCACUUUCAUAGAGUGUAAAUUAUUUGAAAAAAAAAAAUUACAACUGCUUUAAUCAAAAACAAAGAAUUGUAUACUCACAAUCAUUUUGAGCCAGAAAAUACAUAAGGACCAAGCAUACCACCAUAUCAGUGAUGUUCUGAAACAUUGGGAAUGGACAACUCCUGAUUUUCUGCAGUUAGCAGCUAGGGACACAGAAGGGACUGUUUUCUUGAGAAAUUUAACCUGUGCUAACUCAAUACUACAUUUUGUUUGUUAGCUGCAUCACCUGUAUUACUGCCUCUUUGAAACUGUUAGAGAUUUUACAAAGCCUAAAUUAACGAGCUUGCACAAUCUUGCACACAGGAAAAAUGUAUACUGUCUUUAAGGAGAUUAAUGUAAUAUAUCAAUCCAUAAUGCUAAUUAAAGGGAGCAGUUUAUCCCAU